AUGGCUCAACUUGAUGGUAUUUCCUCCUCGACACCGGAGGUUAAGCAGCUGGACCUUUCCGAAAAGAACAUUCAAAGCACACCCAGUGUUCAAUCUCAAGACUCCUUCAUGACACGCUCUUCGUACGACGCAGAUCUGCUAGACGCAUUCGCCGGCAUGGACGAGAAUUGCUUGCUGGGCGAGGCCGCCAUUGUCAAGGAAACCAAGAAGCCCGACACCAUUGUCGAACCGCCAGCCCUCCCGCAGCGGUCCAGCCUGCGAGCUUCAAGAAUGCUCGACACACUGAGGCUUAGCUCGAUCGAGUCGGCUACACAAUCACUGACGACACCCCACGAUGCGUACAUGUCGUCGGAAGAAGACGCCUCGUCCUCGGCAGACGAGUUCUCAGACUAUGACUACGACUCUAGCAGCGAAACCUCGGAGGGUUCGCCCAUGAGGAGGAAGAGUUACGAGGAUACAGCCCGCCUAGUCUCGGUUGUCUAUUCUGGUAAACCAUCACUGGUGAAUCUUCCCUCUCCUAGACGAUCAACAAUCUCGUCUACUCCAGAUUCGUGCUCUGAAAUCGAGAGCCCGAUUGAGACGGAAUCAAACAAGCCAGUCUCUAGCGAGAGCCACCCGCCACGGACAAGCAGCCUUGUCCCCGCCCAUCAGCCCUCAUUCCUGACCAAAGACCCCUUUGCCGAGACAAAUUACACGCUCGACAACGCGAAAGAGGUUCUACUCGACGCCGCGCCACGGACAGCAGUCAAGUCGCAGGCCGUGCUCAACCGUGUACAACGAACUUUUAGCUUGGCAAGGAAACGAAGCAGAACCUUCCUGCCAGGUGCACUCAUGUCCAAGGAGGACCUUUCAAUACCACCACUACCCAUCUCGACUAUCAACCUAGCACGUAUCGUUACCACGCCCGUGGAAGAAACAAAAGAGGAAGGAAGCCCGACUGAGUCUGUGCGCACUCCAGUACGAUACAGCGACAUUAUCCGAUCCGCAAAGAGACACGCCUCUUCUCACAGCAUAUCAACCAUCGCAUCACCAAUCACGCCUCUGACACCUGGCACGCCCAGCAGUCCAUUUGCGUCAAGGAAGGGAUUGCUCAGUGGCCUCAAGUCAGGCCACCGGAGGAGCUUAAAGCCAUGA
Messenger RNA from Pestalotiopsis fici W106-1, 1134 nucleotides. RefSeq lists its product as uncharacterized. Bases 1 to 1134 code for a protein of 377 amino acids. The transcript has a single exon. Lineage: Eukaryota; Fungi; Ascomycota; Sordariomycetes; Amphisphaeriales; Sporocadaceae. The record is from RefSeq and is a predicted model, not a curated record.